Branchiostoma belcheri (Belcher's lancelet) is the source of this 4004-nucleotide messenger RNA. RefSeq names its product mucin-5AC-like. NCBI's taxonomy places the organism in Eukaryota, Metazoa, Chordata, Leptocardii, Amphioxiformes, Branchiostomatidae. Gene Ontology annotation, molecular function: protein binding. The coding region runs from base 78 to 3299 and encodes 1073 amino acids. The record is from RefSeq and is a predicted model, not a curated record. The transcript has a single exon.
UUUCCGUGAACUGCGAGUACAGGGGCUUCACCAAGAUACCCGACGGCAUACCUGAUGACGUCAUUUCUCUGAACCUCAUGCACAACAAGAUAGAAGAACUGAAAACCGACCAAUUGGAGCGAUUUGGUAAACUGAAAACUCUCGUUUUAAAACACAACGGUCUGCACACCAUCGAAGAAAAUGCUCUUUACGGACUGGAUAACCUUGAAGUGUUAGAUCUCUCUUACAACAAACUGACGUCGGUUCCCUGUGAGGAAUUUCAGUGGAUCCGCAGCUUAAAAACUCUUCAUAUGACGGAAAAUCCGGUCGCGUCACUUUCCGGGCAGUGCUUCCUGUCUUUGAGGCAUAUAGAGGAGAUAGAUCUAUCAAGCAACUCCAUCACGUCCGUUGAAGAGAUUCCGUUUGACAAGCUAGAAAGUCUCAAGGUUCUGGAUCUGUCGGGGAACAGUCUGGAGACGAUUCCUGCAGGUUUUUGCCCCGAAACGGGACAGACGGUCAAUCUGCACUGGAACCCGUGGCUGUGCGACUGUUCACUGCGUCCACUGAGGGAAUGCGAGAGUCUCAGUACGCAGAUCAAGUGCGCCAUGCCGUAUCAAAUCCGCGGAUGGAAGAUCGGAGACCUGGAGAACGCCGACCAGUGGAUGGCGUGUGGGCUCCCCAGGGCGGUGUCAUCGAAGGUCAUGUACAUAGAGGAAGGAGAUGCCGUGAACCUGGCCUGUGACCCGGAAGUCGAUCCGUACGGUGACGUCGUGUGGUGGCUGGUGGAGGACGAGACGUGGCAGGCGCGCGGUGAACUGACCAUCUACGUCAAGAACGACCACGCCGGGACGUACGUCUGCGCUCACGCCAAGGACAAAACAAAAUGGGCGUUCCAGGAGGUCCGAGUCAUUCCCCCUGAAACGUCACCUACGCCUCCGCUUAUUCCACAGGUAAGCACCGAAGGAAAGGGCAGUACCAAAAGCAACACGACACCAUUGAAGACAACCCCGUCCAAAAACGGAGCCACUACUAAAGGCAACACGACACCAACCAAGAUGAGCCCACCCGAAAACGGUGACAGUUCUAAAAGCAGCAGUACGACACCGUUGAAGACAAGCCCAUCAGAAAGCGGUGCCAGUUCUGCACCUUCGGCAGGAAAUGCGCAGUCGUCAUCAUCGCCAAGCCAGAGUCCCGGGGAUAUGUCGGGAAAUGAGGCAGGUGACAACAUUCCCAGUCGUUCAACACCUGCUCUAACCGACUCCGCAAAAGCAUCUACAGCAUCGGGAGCGAAAACCUCUCCCAAAGACGCCUUGGCGUCAACGACUAAGGGAGAUGCGUCAAUGGUGGACACUGUUGAAGCCGGGGAAGACAACAACAACAACGCGGUUCCCUUGGUGCCAGGUUUGGGAUCCAAAACAACACAGAAAACGUCCACUACGUCCGGUGGUGAUGGCGCUAUAGGCGGGCCCUUGUCAGGUUCAGACAGCCAAACGGCAACCCCGCAAAGUGGUCAAGAUGGCGAUUCAGGGAAGUCGCGGCAUAGAGGCGACUCCGUAUACCCGGGUGGUUCCGGUUACGGCCAGGAUCAGACGACACAGACAUCUUCUUCGGUCAGUGGAGUUGGUUUGGUGGCAGGGGUGCUUCCAGACGGCUCGGUCGUGAAGAUACCGAUUAACGAACAAGGCAGCUCAAGCGGCGGACAAGAGACCAAGGCUAGCCCCUCAACAAGAGGGGACAUGAGUGGCCUGUGGGUUAUAAUCGCCGUAGCUGCCAUAGUAGCAACGUAUAUACUCAUUGGCUUGCUCUGUUGCAUCGUGUACAAGUGUAGAAAGAGAAGAAAAGGCAAGGCGCCCAUCGUUAUGAUCGAAGAGAGUCCGGAGAAACACGGCAUAGAGGGAGGGAAUGAAAGUAUCGAACUCGUCGAGAAAAAUCCCAACCUUGCUUUUACUAACAACGCUAACGAUCAGUCUACAGACAGUAGCAUCUCCACCACAGAUACUGUUAAACUGUCUAACGAUGUCGCCAGUCCUACCAAGUGGACAGCUCCGGGCUUUCCUCUCGCUCUUCCUGACCAAAAUGAAGGGCAGAUUCUAGACAGGCACAGCAAAGACCCGUCCGAUCGCACAUCGGGACCCCCUAGAAGUGACGAAAGGUUAACACAAGAGACAGCUAUUUUGGACGACAGUACUGGCAGCGAGGACGAUGAUGAAAUUCCCGAAAACGUCGUCAAUCCCGACAAAUGGAUAAACCCGCACCAGUUGCAGGCCAUUCCUGACCAGAAACCAGACAAUCGCGAUUCCGUUCCCGACGUCAACCGCUCCCCGAAUGGGUCAGAGUCCUUUUGGAAGAACCCACUCACGUCUCUAGACAGAAAGAAGAUACCAAAAGAACCAUUCCAAAGCAAAGAUGGCAACAGCAAGACGCCGAAGUCCCCAGAGGAAAUACCAGACGUCUACCCGCCCCCGGAUCUGUCGGACUUACCUCUAUUUCGGUCGCCGAAAGGACCCAAUGACACACCAUCUAUCCCCGAUGAAAGUAUCUGGAAACGCCUGUCGCAAAUAGAUUCCAUUUCACCAUAUAACUCCUUAACCUCGUCACCAACCUCGUCAGUGAAAAAUGACCCAUCAACUUCUUCGAAGGAGCCGCCAUUCAAAAGCACAGACUCUCCGCCUGCAAAGAUUCAGGAUAGACUUUCCGACCACCUACAACAGAAAACAAAACAAAAGCCAGCAGACGAACCUAAGAAAGAGAACCUCCCGCUGUCUAAUGGAGAUGUUGAAAAGCCGAGCUCGCCUCAAAAGACACCUUCUAACGCAGCUACAAAUAUAGACACUCCACUUGCUACACUUAAAGACAAAACUACUGACCUCUCACCAAGGCGACCGCAAGAACCACCAGUCGAACCUAGAAAAGAGGGCGUUACGCCAGGCCCUAAAAGCAGUGAAAAUCCAAAACCUCCACCCUCCACCCCUCAAUCUCCUUCUGCUUACUCAGAUAAAGGAGACCAGGACAACUUAGAACAGAAGCCACUCAAGUCACCUUUCAAAAAAACCAAGGAUGAGCCGCAAAGUACAAAACCUAAAGAAAAGGGAGCAACUCUUAAGCCGUCGACAUCCACCCCAAGUGAUCAGAAAGACCCGCGACGGCUAUCCCUCCCUCUGUCCGUAGCAGAUAGCCUGAAAAAACUCUCAAUCUUUUCACCUGAGGAUACUCGGGCACCCUCCGAAGCACCGACGAAGCCGCCCAGGAAGUCAAAACUAUCCGGGUAUUCAGGGCUGUCAAGAUCGCGAGACUUUGUCAUACCGCCUUUCGAUAAUUGAUUAAAUUGACUAAAAUGUGAGGCACUGAGGAACGCGUACUACACCCAUAUUAAAGGAGGACAAAGCAGACUAUGGCAGAGUUAACAAAAACAUACAAAGAGAAAUUUACAGCCCUAAACUUGUAGUUACAAUAUUUAUGACAAUCGCUGCUUCAUUAUCAAAUCAUCUAGACAAGCUUUAGCCUACUAGUACAUGUACUCGGCAAAGUAAUACUAGUAGACACUACGAACUGACGUGUCUCUAUUAAUGUCAAGUCAAAUUGUUUAAGAAUGUGACUUUAAUAUUUUCUAUGGCUAGGAACUAUGCAUAUAUAAUAUGUAUACUAGGCUGAGAUAAAUAAUAAUAUAUGGAUCCUGUCUAUAAUGUACAAUUUAGUCGCAGUUAAAAACUGUAAGUUAAGUCAUUGCAUGAGAAAACCAGGCAAAUUCGGUGGAAGGUUGGAAGAUGGGGGUCGGCCAAAUCCGCUCAUAUUUUGUAUAUUGGAUAGGUAUGGGUCGAUAGGCAUAACACAAUCAGACACCACAACAGCCAAAUGCAGACUUAGUUUUUCUAUGUGUUGUACAUGUUGUUGUCGUGAAUCCGUAUCACGGUUCUGUUCGUGCCUACAUUGUAUUUUUAUGUAAGGCCAGUACAAUUCAGCGAUCCGUGAUUUUUUCUGUACUGCUGCCAUGCUAACCACUGACACUGUUUGAAUAAAGAAUGCGU